This is a messenger RNA of Sphaerulina musiva SO2202, 4140 nucleotides long. RefSeq lists its product as uncharacterized. The transcript has 3 exons. The record is from RefSeq and is a predicted model, not a curated record. Lineage: Eukaryota; Fungi; Ascomycota; Dothideomycetes; Mycosphaerellales; Mycosphaerellaceae. The coding region runs from base 695 to 3862 and encodes 1055 amino acids.
CUCACCACCAUCACCACCACCUUGAAGUUGAAGUUGAAGUUGAAGUUGUCGUCGUCGUCGUCGUGCCGCGUCUCUACUCUGCCUGGGCUUGUGUCGGCUUCCGGUUGUGUGUGUGGAAGAAGAGGGCUCAAACGGAAAAGUGCAAGGAGCCCAAGACGAGCGGGGCUUACCUAAGCGACUACGAAGCGGGCAGUGACGACAGUAACUCGAACUCCAGUACCUACUACAGGUCGUGCCUGCCUGACUGAUCUCAGCCCAACUGGACUUGCAUCGCGACUGCCUCCGCAGCAACUUGGAACAUUCUACUACUCGCAGGCAGAUACAGAGUCAGAUACACCACUCGCCCGUUCAGCUACCAUACCUUACUACACGACACCGGGCAUCCGUCACCACCCGCCCUCCACACCACAACCCACCACGACACACACCAAUACCCUCGCUCGCUCGCGCGCAGGCGCUGCAGCUCGGGAUCAGCUGAGGCGCACCAUAUUCUCAGAGAGGUGUGCUCGUCUGUCCGGUGUGCAAUUGUCGCGCAGAGCAGAACAUCCACUGCCUGAUCUCACCUACCUGGACAUCGAACGACGAGACUCGAAACAUCCCACUACUCCCACCAUUACCACCACACCUGCGAAAGAAAAAUAACGACCGCUUCGGGACCGACCGACUCUGGCUGGGUCCGCCACCGCCAGUAGCCAUGUCCACGCGCGGUACUCGCACCGUCUACCGCGAGACAGACAUUGAGCGCGAUUCCGAACCCAGGAACUCGUAUACCACGAUCAAGCGAUACAAGGUGCCCGAGUCCAUCGCUCGCUCCGUCUACGAUAACGACGAUGAGGCUGUGGACAAAAAGAUUGUGAUCAAGCGCACCGAGCGCCGCGACUCUUCUCCUUCGGCCCAUUCGAACCACACUCAUCGCACCCACCGGACUCAUCGCCCCCAUUAUGGACACUAUGACGAUACGGAGUGGAAGAUCAAGGAGACGACCCGUGAAACGAGAGCGCCCAGCGUGCAUACUCACCGAGAGCACGACGAUCUGGAUAUUCGAUUCACCAAGACUACCGCUGAGCGCGGGAGAGACCCUUCGCCAAGAAGAGAUGUUCGCUACAGAGUCGUGCAUCGCGACUAUUCUCCAGAACACGAGCGAUCCAGAAGUGAGUACAGGGUUGUGGAGCGCGAGACAGAGGUCAUACGAGCGCCUUCGCCGCCGUCUCCCGAGCGCACUCAAACCCGCGAAUGGCGAUUUGAGCGGGAAAGAUCCUUCUCUCCGCCUCAGCGUGAGCGUGAAAGGCCUUAUGACAUUGAGCGCUACAGCAAGAGUACCGAGUAUUUCCAGCCAGCUCCCGCCCCGCAGCCCAUCAUCAUCCGCGAAUCGACUCCCCAACCACCAGUCAUCAUUCGCGAAGAGCGCCGAGAGGCAGCGCCCAUCAUCAUUCGCGAGGAGCGUCGUGAACCGCAAAGGAUCAUUAUCAAGCGAGAGGAGCCCCAGUACGAGUUUGUGGAGCGCGAGGAGGUUCGUGAUGAGACUACGACUCUGGUCAAGAAAGAAGAAUCGCCGCCGCCGCCUCCUCCACCAGCCCCAGAGCCGGAAAAGAAGCCUGAAGAUGACUACUUCUAUGAAAGAAGGAUCAUUGAGAGGCGAAGACGGAGCGACAGCUACGACCGUAAAACGGAGGUUCGACCUCGCGACAGUGCUUCGCAAGGUUACCACAGCGACGACAGCUACGAGUACGUUCGACAUGAGACGAGGUACGGAUCUGACGACGACGACAAAGGCAGUCGCCGGCGUCAUCUUGCUGGUGGCGCUCUUGCUGGAAUCGGAGCAGCUGAGAUCCUCAGACACCACAGGAAAUCGCAAGGUGAGCAUGUAGGCGGUCAACUUGGCACUGUGGCUGGUGGCGCUGCAUUGGGUGCAGUUGGGGCCGAGGCUAUCAAGCGUGUGCGUAGCAUGUCUCGACGAAGGCGGCGCUCUGGCAGUCGUUCGUAUAGUGGCGAGCGAGCUCAUGGUGAGAGACGCCACAGAAGACAGCGCUCGAGAGAAAGGUCGGAAGAUCGUGGUUUCUCGUUUGACCACCUGACUGGUGGUCAGAAGGCACUUGGAGGUCUGGCCGCAAUCGCCGCUGCCGCUGCUGCUGGUUAUGCCAUCAAGAACCGCAACAAAGAGACGGUGAUUGUAAACGAUCGAGUGCACCAUCGCAGCCGCUCACGGAGACGACGUCAUAGCGCUGACGGUUAUGGAUCUGACGGUACGGAGCAUCGCGACCCUGGUCAUCGCAACCGUCGCAUUGCACAGGCAGGUCUGGCAUCUGCUGCAGCUGCUGGCAUAUUCGAAAAGGUCAGAUCUCGUAGCAGGAGUGGCCGCGAUCGUAGCAAGUCGCGCGUCCGUACAGGAGUGCCCAUCGCUGCAGCGGGUCUGGGUGGAGCUGCCCUAGCAGGUCUGUACGAGAAGAAUAAGGCGAACAAGGAGGCAAAGAAGGAAAUGGUCAUCGAGGACGAGUUGAACAGAGGAAGACAUAGAAGCCGCUCCAGGAGCCGCUCUCGACGCCCUAGCAUGGUCGCUUAUGGCGACGAACCCAUUGAGCAUGGUGAUCGUGGCUACUACAGCGACGAGGAACCUGGGAGAUACCGCCGUCGCGGUGGCAGCCACAGCAGCAGUCCUGAUACACGCCACCGCAGCAAGAGUCGUAGGAGUCGUAGCCGCCGUGGUCUUGCCAGCGCGGGUGCUUUGGGAGCUGCAGGUGUUGGCGCAGUCGCCGCCCAUGAGUGGAGCAAGCGGCGCGAGCGUAGCAGAUCGCGCAGCCGCUCAAGGUCGAGACAUGGCGAUAGACGCCGCGAUGAUGAUGACUACUACGAUGACAGACGCGACGACCACUACGGCGCACCACCUAUGAACAGUUCUGAUCCUUACAACAACAAUCCUUACCAACAAGGAGGGCAGCAAUACCCAUCCAGCAACUAUUUCCCCCCACCACCGAACGCUGACUACACUCAACCACGAGGAAACAUCGAGCCCCAGCCUGAGUAUGCCCAUGCCCAUGCUCCAUACAACCCUGCCGAGUACGCCAAUCAGCCAGCCACUCAGCAGCCGUACGAUCCUCAAUAUGGCGGCUAUGGCGAACCAUACCCAAGCGAUCCAUACGCGGGCGACCAGCGAUACCCUCACGAUCCCCACGCAGACGAUGGGCGCAGAGGGAGAGAUCCUGAGAAUGUGAGUGCGCCACCGCCCAGCGUCGCAGAAUAUCAGCAACAUCAACAGAAUCAUCAGCAACAUGUACAGCAAGAGCGCGAAUCUCAGGACGGCGGAGGAGAUGGUGUAAUGACUCCCCGUCCACGCUCUUCCAGUCGAGUGCGAUUCGAUCUGGAAUCCAAUAUCGCCCACUCGCCAGACUCAUCUCGUCGCAAGGAUGAUGCAAAGCGCGAUGAUCCUUCCGAGCAGCGGCACAGUGACACCGAGACCAGCGACGAUCGCAAACACCGCCGCCGGCACCGUAAGAAAGGCAAGGAGCGAGCGCAUGACGACGAUGAUGGUGACCGACCCCGUGAUCGCGACCGCCACAGAAGUGAUGCAGACGAUCGCAAGCGCGGUAGCACUGGUCUAAUGCACGACAAAUACGAUCGUGGACGAGCCGAGGACGAAGAUAGCGUCAUUGACCUUCCCGAUCGUUUUGACAAGCACGGCAACCCCAAGCCAGAAGAUCCUCUUGCCGCCAAGAUUAAUGAUCUGCUUAGUGGUCGUGGUGGGGGAGGAGACCUCAUCAAGACUCUUGCAGAAGGGUUCCUGGGUGGCGGAGGUAGUACCAGUGACAAUCAUGGUGGCGCUGAUGAGGAGGAAGGCCGUAGGAGGCGAAGACGCUCAGACAGGUGAUUGAUGAGAUAUCGUGGAUUGAUGAGAUAUCGUGGAUUGAUGAGAUAUCGUGGAUUGGCUGAUGAUCAUCAAUUGAUUAAUCGAUUAGAGGAGCUGGUAUUCUUCUCGGCGGUCUCUUGGUAAUGCUUAUUGGUUCUUGGAUUUCUUUCACGAUGACACGACCAUGAUUCUUACGAAACCCAAGUGUACGUAUGCGGUGAUGCAGAUAUAGGUUGUAGCAAAAGUCCCAUAAUUUUGGGACUCAACAGUCUUGAUAAAGGAAAAAAAAAACGCAUUGU